AUGAAUGCCACUGAAAAUAUAAAAAAAUCAAAAAAUGACAAAAUAAUAGGAAAUAUUUAUGAAAAAAAUGAUAAGAAAGAUUAUACUCCUUCAAUCAAUAACAAAUUAAAUGUUGAUCAGUUUAAAUCUCUUAAUGAAAAAAAUAAAUUUACUAUAAAAUAUGAAAAAAAUUUUGUUGAUAAACCAAUAACAACAAUAUCAAAUACAAUUACUGAUGAUAAAAUUACUAAUAAAAAUGAAGAAGUUAUAUCAUCACUUCAAAAAACAAAUGAUAAAUCAUUAAAUGAAGAAAGUAUAAAUAAAUUUGAUUUAAAUAAAGAACGUACUGUAAAUUUAUCUGAUUUAAUAAUAAUUAAAAAUGAGGAUGAAAGAUUAGAGUAUAAUAAAGGUAUUGAAAAUUAUCAAUUUAAUGCUUUGGUUAGUAGAAAAAUUGGGUAUAGGAGAAAAAUUUUAGACUCAAGAAAUGAUCAAUGUCGUGAUAUAAAAUAUUCCUCUGAUCUAGAUCCAGCCUCAAUAAUUAUUUGUUAUUUUAAUGAAGAACCUUAUGUUUUAAUUAGAAUGGUAAAUUCUAUUCUUGAUAGGACAGCUGAUCACCUGAUUCAUGAAAUAUUACUAGUAGAUGAUUCAAGUAAUUUAGUUGACAGGCAUCCAGAAAUUAUCACAAAAUAUAAAGAAAAAUAUUGGCCUGAUAAAGUAAAAAUGUUAAAGACACAAAAAAAUGAAGGGUUAAUUAGAGCUAAAAUAUUUGGUGCUCAUCAAGCAACCGGUAAAAAUUUAGUAUUUUUAGAUAGUCAUUGUGAGGUUAAUGAAAAAUGGUUAGAUCCACUUUUAGAAAGAAUUAAAAUUGAUCCUAAAAAAGUUGUAUGUCCAAUAAUAGAUAUUAUUAAACAUGAAAAUCUUGAAUAUGUAACAUCACCUAUUUGUAUGGGUGGUUUUACAUGGUCAUUGAUAUUUAAAUGGGAUUAUCCUGAUAAUAAUUAUUUAAAUAAUCGUGAAAAUCUCAUAAAACCAUUGAAAUCCCCAACAAUGGCUGGUGGAUUAUUUGCUAUUAGUAAAGAAACAUUUACAAAAAUUGGUGAAUAUGAUUCAGGAAUGGAUAUUUGGGGUGCAGAAAAUGUUGAGAUGUCUUUUCGUAUUUGGAUGUGUGGAUAUGAAAUAGAAAUUAUACCAUGUAGUAGAGUUGGUCAUAUUUUUAGAGAUAAACGUCCAUAUGGUACAAAUAUUGAUUCAAUGGCUAAAAAUUCUCUUCGUGCUGCCUUAAUAUGGAUGGAUGAAUAUAAGGAGGAAUUUUUCAAAGCAAAACCUUAUCUAAAAAUUAUGGAUGAAAGUCAGUAUGGUGAUAUAAGUAAAAUGGUAAAACUUCGCCAAGAUUUACAAUGUAAAUCAUUUGAUUGGUAUUUAAAAAAUAUUUAUCCUAGACUUUAUCCUGGUAAUAUAUUUAAUGAAACAGAAAUAAGAUUGUCAAAAAUUAUGUGGGAAAAUGAAAAAAAAUUUCAAAUUAAGUUUGAAAAUAAUAAUUUAUGUUUAUCAGCAGAAUCAUUACCUAGUGGUAGAGUAGGUGUAAAAGCAAAAUUAUUCCUUGAAUCUUGUAAUUCAAAAUUACGACAACAAAUCUGGAGAAUAACUAAAAAAGGAGAAUUACGAAAUAUGGCAUCAAGUAAUUUAUGUUUAGAUACAUAUAAUGGUGUUUCAUUAUUGAAAUGUCACAAUCAAGGUUUAUCACAGGAAUGGUUAAAUAUCAAAAAUAAAAUAUAUACAAUUUCAUCUAAAAAAUGUUUAUUUGUAGAUAAAAAUGAGUCACAAUAUGCUUCUAUUGACUAUUGCUCUAAAUCAAAUAAUUGGAAAUUAGAAUAUAUAUAA
Molecule: messenger RNA, 1860 nt
Organism: Strongyloides ratti
Lineage: Eukaryota; Metazoa; Nematoda; Chromadorea; Rhabditida; Strongyloididae
Product: Ricin B lectin domain and Glycosyltransferase 2-like domain-containing protein
Exons: 3
Coding region: 1-1860 (619 amino acids)
Biological process (GO): regulation of Notch signaling pathway
Cellular component (GO): Golgi apparatus
Molecular function (GO): Notch binding
Source: RefSeq, a predicted model, not a curated record